ACAGAAUAUCCAGUUCUUGGAGAUGGAUUUCUUUGAUCCCCGGAUAGGGAACUGUCACAAGCGCAUCCUCCUUAGCUGCCUUUUUCAAAAAUCGCGCUAGAAUAAGGCAGCAAUGGGAAUACAGUCUCCACAACAGAUGGCGAUAAACAAUAGCAAAUCCCUUGAGGGUCGGCAAUGGGCUUGCAGCGAAAAGGAUGGACUAAGAUGCUCUACCAAGAGGCAAAGGCAGAGGAAAUUGUGCCUGCCUGUCCAGAUCCUCUCUCUUCCUGGAAGUUUGCAUUCCCUUUUCAGAUGCCCAUCAGGUUGAGAACUGCUGCCCCAGCCUUAGUUUAUAAAGACUGCACUGUUGUGGCAGCCUGCAAUCCAACAGGUGGCACUGCAUCGGCCUGUAAGGAAACCGUAAAGCCCCUCUGGUUCUCCAUGAACUCUGGUUCUGGAGGUGCUAUGAGUUAUGCUCGAGAAUUGUUAUCUAUUGGUGUCUCCUUUUAAAUUAUUUUUUUAAUGUUCCAACAAAAUUUGUCUAUUGAUAUAUCGAUAUGGUCAAAUUCUAUGAAGGCGAAGCAAGCUCAGAAAAAAAAUAAGAUAUUUUAUAGGGGGUUGCAACAAAUUAGAAAUAUUUUAAAUACAUUUGAUCCGGCCCACCCCUAGAAAAAAAAACCCACCCCUCUAAUUUCUGCAGUUUCUUCCCCUAAUCAAUACAGCCUCCCUUAAAACAGAUCCCUUUCAGAUAAGAAAUAAUUUUUUAGCUUGUGGUUAACACAUCCUGGACUCAUUGCAGCUCUGCUAGUUCCUCUUUGCAGCUUGGCUGGUCUUUUUGCUCUCGGAGAAGCGAAGGAAGCGAAUAACGGCCCCUCCAAGUGGAUGCGAGUCUCUUCUCCCACCAGGAAGGUGGAAACAGUAACUUUCCAGGCACCUGAAUGGAAAAAGCCAGUUUCAGGGGCUGACCACCAUGAAACUCCACUUCUCCAACACCUUGGUUUCUUUCCAUCUGGAACACACCCCAGACCGUCAGGGGUUACUGUAUAAAAAGAGCAGUCGCACUUCCUCCUACCACCCGUGCUGGUGCAUGCUCUUGGGUAAUCUUCUCUUCUACCGUGAGCGAGGCGGAGACCGGGACCCACCUAAACUGAUCAUCUUGGAAUGCUGCAUUGUGGAGCUGCGAGAAUCCUCGUCGGAACCAUUCGCCUUUGAAAUCUCUUACCCCUACGGUAGCCGUGCGUACCAGAUGGCAGCCGAGAACCAAGAAACCCUGGAGGGCUGGGUGCGAGCACUCAGCACCGCAGGGUUUGGAUACCUCAAAGCCUUAGCCGCUGAAUUGGAAGGGCAGCUUCAAACGCUGAAGCGACAGGAACCCCUCAAAUCGGAGGGAGCCCCAGUAGCCUCAAAAAAGGACUGUGAGCUAUCCCUGGGGGCUGAAAUGGGAUCCAAAGAGACAAAUUUCUCACAGCUCCACCAGGCGUUUGGCGAGGACAUUGAGCGGUUGAGGCAUACGUGGCAGGAACGGAAAGAUGCCAAGAAGCAACCUGCAGGAAACAAUUUGAUUGACUUGGGGUAGAAAAAUCAGCAAUACCAGACAUUGGACUAAUGGGCAAAUCUAGAGAACUGGAAUUUGGAUAAAAUUUGGGGAAGGGAACGAUUCUGCUAGGUAUAACUUCCUGAAUCAACUAUUUGAAGUGCAUCUGCAACACGUUUGAGGGUGUGUGUUUUUUAAAAAAAGAGAGGAUUUUCCUAAAUUAAAGAAAAACAUCGAGCAA
This is a messenger RNA of Sphaerodactylus townsendi, 1754 nucleotides long. Its product is annotated as sesquipedalian-1-like. Gene Ontology annotation, biological process: endosome organization; retrograde transport, endosome to Golgi; receptor recycling. Bases 950 to 1555 code for a protein of 201 amino acids. NCBI's taxonomy places the organism in Eukaryota, Metazoa, Chordata, Lepidosauria, Squamata, Sphaerodactylidae. The transcript has 3 exons. The record is from RefSeq and is a predicted model, not a curated record. Gene Ontology annotation, cellular component: recycling endosome; early endosome; trans-Golgi network.